AUUUGAUUAUUACAUAAAAUGUGAAGGAAAUUCAGUAAGCUUGUUGUGGUCGGAGGGCGAAGAGAGAGUGAGAAAGAAGGAGAGAGACGGACCAUGGAGACUACCAUCUGCGGUCGAAUUGCUCUUUCCCCGAAUCACGUCUUCCACCAUAAGCAAGGAGGAGAUAAGCAGCAAUCUCUUAACGGACGAUGCACAAAAAGGACAAUGGUUAUGUCUGUUUCAGCGAUGGGAUCUGGGAAAGGUGGAGGAUUGUUGGAUAAGCCUGUUAUAGAGAAAACAACACCCGGUCGUGAAUCAGAGUUUGAUCUGAGAAAAUCGAGGAAAAUGUCGCCACCAUAUAAGGUACUAUUGCACAACGACAACUACAACAAGAGGGAAUUUGUGGUGCAGGUGCUGAUGAAAGUGAUACCAGGGAUGACGGUUGACAAUGCAGUGAAUAUAAUGCAAGAGGCUCAUCACAAUGGACUGGCUAUGGUUAUUGUUUGUGCUCAGGCAGAUGCUGAAGAGCAUUGCAUGCAGCUGAGAGGUAAUGGUCUUCUAAGCUCAAUUGAGCCUGCCAGUGGUGAUACUUGCUAGUUAAAGCUUUUACUCUGUUUUGUGAGAUACUAAUCUCAAAACAAAGUAAACAUCCUAUUACAAACCUACCUAUUAUCUAGAAUCUAGAGACCAAAAAAUUAUAAAAAUAAAAAAAUUGAGUAAUGUUGAUAUGUACAUAUAGUACUUUCAUCUCUUCCAUCUUCAAUAUGCAUGUAAUACAACAACACAUUAUGAGAUAAAACAAUUCAGAUACACUUCAAUCUGUCUUCAA
Molecule: messenger RNA, 808 nt
Organism: Impatiens glandulifera
Lineage: Eukaryota; Viridiplantae; Streptophyta; Magnoliopsida; Ericales; Balsaminaceae
Product: ATP-dependent Clp protease adapter protein CLPS1, chloroplastic
Exons: 3
Coding region: 94-576 (160 amino acids)
Biological process (GO): proteolysis; protein catabolic process
Source: RefSeq, a predicted model, not a curated record